Trichogramma pretiosum is the source of this 636-nucleotide messenger RNA. RefSeq lists its product as uncharacterized. Gene Ontology annotation, molecular function: hormone activity. The transcript is spliced from 3 exons. Bases 129 to 515 code for a protein of 128 amino acids. Lineage: Eukaryota; Metazoa; Arthropoda; Insecta; Hymenoptera; Trichogrammatidae. The record is from RefSeq and is a predicted model, not a curated record. Gene Ontology annotation, cellular component: extracellular region.
UUCGGUUGUGCACAGUACUCGCUUAAAAAUAUUAAAAAAAAUAUAUAAAUUCAGUGCUCUUGGGUUGUCGCUCUCAGUUGCUCGUUUCGGAAAGGAAUUGUUUGAUCCCCUCGGAUAUCGUCGAGAACAUGCCCAGCAAAGCUCGUCCAAGUGCCAAGCUAGCCCUGCCGACUCUGGCCCUGUGCUGCGUCAUGAUAUCGCUGGCCGUCGAGACGGAGGCUCAGCUGAACUUUUCCACCGGUUGGGGCAAACGAAGUGGCGGCGGCGGCGGAGACGACUCGAUCGCCGUAGGACCGUCUUACGCAUCGGGCGCCGAUUCUUUCAUGGACGAAAAGUUUCAGAAGCAACAGCAGCAACAGAGGCUGUCGUCGGACCUCGACGAGUUCGUGCGCUUUUAUCGACGCUUCCGGAAGAUCUGUAUCAUUUCCAGGCAAGGGACCGCUAUCAGCUGCAGGACCCCGACGCGUGAUUGGAUCGAGCGCCUGCUGGAACGGAACGACGAUACGGGCAAAUAACGUCGCCACUCCGAAAUGCUUCGACCUCUAUUAUUUAGCAUAAUUACUCGGACACAUCAUUUUAUGUAUCCAAUUGAGUGAACACGAUUUGGAAAAUCAAUAAAGUUAUUAUUAUCAUUAA